Messenger RNA from Sciurus carolinensis (gray squirrel), 252 nucleotides. RefSeq names its product guanine nucleotide exchange factor MSS4-like. Gene Ontology annotation, biological process: post-Golgi vesicle-mediated transport; small GTPase-mediated signal transduction. The record is from RefSeq and is a predicted model, not a curated record. The transcript has 2 exons. Lineage: Eukaryota; Metazoa; Chordata; Mammalia; Rodentia; Sciuridae. Gene Ontology annotation, cellular component: membrane; cytosol. The coding region runs from base 1 to 252 and encodes 83 amino acids. Gene Ontology annotation, molecular function: guanyl-nucleotide exchange factor activity; zinc ion binding.
AUGGAGUCAACUAGAAAGCGGAAGGCGGGGCUGCGCCAGCCUGGUGGCUCUCGCGUGCUGCAGCCAGGGGCCGCCCUCUUCUCCCGGUUGGUUGAUGACGUGCUCAUCUUUGAGGACGUGGGCUUCCCCAAGGGCGUGGGUGACAUCAAAUUUCUGGUCUGCGCCGACUGUGAAAUUGGACCCAUUGGCUGGCAUUGCCUCGAUGACAAGGACAGUUUCUGUGUGGCCUUGGAAUGGGUUUCCCAGGAGUAA